Drosophila subobscura is the source of this 483-nucleotide messenger RNA. RefSeq lists its product as uncharacterized. NCBI's taxonomy places the organism in Eukaryota, Metazoa, Arthropoda, Insecta, Diptera, Drosophilidae. The coding region runs from base 44 to 439 and encodes 131 amino acids. The transcript is spliced from 3 exons. The record is from RefSeq and is a predicted model, not a curated record.
AAAUAUUUGUUUAUAAAAAUCUUCCCUUUUUGUUUUAUUCAAAAUGUCCAACUCCGAGUUGGAUAAAAGCAUAGAGUUAAUCACCAAGACGGAGGAGUUGGCUGACAAGAUAUUGGCCAACAAGCACGAGCUGACGGUUUUGGACAAGCGACGCCAAGCUACACGGGAGGCAUUGCGUCUCGUGGAGAAGUCGGAGGAAAAGAAGGCCUGGAUCACCAUUGGCAGCAUGCUGGUGAAAAUGUCCAAGGACAAGGCAGUGGAGCUGCUCAAGAAGGAUCAGCAGCAGAUAGACACGGAGAUAAAUCUGAUUUACUCGCAGCAAAAGGUGCUGGUAAAUAAGCAUCGCGACCUGGAGUUCAAAUCGCCAUUUUCGGGCACCAACAUCAAGGCACUGUACAGACAUGAAAUCAGUGCCCUGAAAGCUAAUCUUCACUUGUAAUUUAAGAAACAAAUUAGAAUAAAAUGAAAAAUUAAGAGAGCUAC